AUGGUGAGCAACAAGAAGGAUUUGCUUCUGAAGAUGUUUACCUGGAUAGCAAAAGUUGCUCCUCAACCCCCUCAGCCAGUUAGGCAUCUGGAGACUAGGCCUGAGGCUAAGGAUGUGUCUCCACCUGCAGAGGAACAGAAAACAGUGGAAGCCGAAAAACCUAAAAAUGAAGCAGGUGACUGUUCUAAUGCAGGAGGAAGACAGGAUGAGGCUGACCAGACUGCAGUAUCCACUGCAGUCACCAGUUCUGGGGGUGGAGUCCUGGUCUGGAUUGCACAAAAUAUGAGCAGACUUGUCCCACUGCAUAUUGAUAGCCCAAGACUUCCUAAAGGUGCGCAGGAUUCUGAGAAGAAUGCAGAAUGCCAAGAGUUCUUCAGUAGACUUAUUUUUGUUGACAGAGUCCACACCACCUCAACCAGCUCCGACUCCAGCUCCUGCUCUGACUCCGACUCCGACUCCAGCUCCGGCUCCAACUCUAGCUCCGGCUCCAGUUCCAGAGAAAGCUCCAGAUCCGGUUUUAGUGAGUGCUCCAGUUCCAGAGACCCAAUCAUCAAGGACAAGGGCAGAGGAGGUGGAGUGCUCACUUGGUUUGUGCGAGGACUCAAAGAGGUAUUGCCACAACCUGAAAAAAAACCUAAACCAACUGAUGCUGCUGAGGUGACCGCUGCUCUCCAGGUGACGAAGGAGGAACCUGCAAAUCCACAGAAAGAAGAACCACCCAUUGAAACAAAGCCUGAGCCAGAAAUCAAACCCCAGCAAGAACCUGAAGUGAAGGGGGAAGAUGUGGUAACUGAGACUUCUAAAGAGCCCACUGAUCACCAGGCAGAACCCCAAGCAAACCCUACUCCCACCGGCCCAACUGUUGAAACACUUCGCUCAUCUGCUAGUAGCAGCAGCUUAUUUGAAUGGCUGAAACAGAGUCUGGAGAAAGUGGUUCCACAGCCGGUAGGGAUCUCCGCGCCUGCAACAGCCAAAGUGGAAACUGAAGCAGCUCCAGAAAACAAGGUUCCAGUGGAAGAGAAGGAGCCAGAGGUGAAGGUGACAGAGAUUCAAGAGGAAGUGCCGAAAGCUGUCACCAUCAUAGAAGUUGCUCCUGCAGAACCCACCCCAGAUCCCAUAGUGAAGGAAGAGAAGCAACCAACAUCUGAGGCAAUUGCUAAAACCAGUGUCUUCAGUUGGCUAGUACAAGGUCUUGGGAAGGUUGUGCCACAACCGGUCACCAAAUCCCAGUUACCAAAGGAGGAUGUCGGGACUACUCCUGCAUGUUCUGCAGAAGAAGUUCCAAAUGAAAUGGUGUUGGAAGAUGUUGAUUCUGAUUGGGAUGAAGAGGCUCAGUACCACGACGCUGAAACACAAACAAGUGAGUGUGAGGUACUGGAGCAACUUGCAAGACAACCUGUAAGAAUUGAAGUGACACCGGUAGCAGUAUCUGUGGCCAUUGUCAUUCCAAUCAUAUCCAGAGCUGAGGCCAGGCUGUGGUUUGCUGUGUCCAGCAGUGGAACUGAUCUUUGCCUAGAAGACUCUGAGAUCAUGGCUCACAUUUGA
Messenger RNA from Pristis pectinata (smalltooth sawfish), 1545 nucleotides. Its product is annotated as fibrous sheath CABYR-binding protein-like. The record is from RefSeq and is a predicted model, not a curated record. Bases 1 to 1545 code for a protein of 514 amino acids. The transcript has 16 exons. NCBI's taxonomy places the organism in Eukaryota, Metazoa, Chordata, Chondrichthyes, Rhinopristiformes, Pristidae.